Messenger RNA from Larimichthys crocea (large yellow croaker), 1821 nucleotides. RefSeq lists its product as hypothetical. The record is from RefSeq and is a predicted model, not a curated record. Lineage: Eukaryota; Metazoa; Chordata; Actinopteri; Sciaenidae. The coding region runs from base 244 to 1515 and encodes 423 amino acids. The transcript has 13 exons.
ACCCCGGUGUUUAAAACGAACGCAACACAUAGUAGUCCGUGCAAGCGCCUGAGAGAUCUUAACUUAUUUCGUCUCAAUGCCAGUCAGCGCGACAUUAAAUGUGAACAACGGCAACGCCACUGCUGCCCGUCCCUCCUGAGCGGCUGUCCGCAUUGUUUUUAUCAGAGCUCGUCGUUUCGAGCUUGUGUUUGCAGAAACUCGCCGCUUGCGUUGAAAUAUCUCAGUGGAGAAAGAACCGAGGGGAUGGAGGCUCAGGCUUCAAUCAACUCCAACCUGCCUCCGCCAAAAAAUGGGCCGCAGCUUAAUCAGCAGAAGAGAAACGCCAGGAGAAAGCAGCUGCAGCAUUCUGCUGAUAUAGUGUUCACUAAAGGGACAUCUAUCCAGACCCUGCCCUGUCUCAGCAAACAGCUGAAAGCAGUCACAGAGUGUAUAGUUGGUCUUCAGUAUGUGUGGGAAUACCGCAGCCCCAGUAAAUCUGUCCCACCACACUACCAAUGCAAACUCUGUGCUGUCUCCCGCUUACAGCAUGAUAUGCUUGCCCACGUAAGAGGCUGGAAACACAGCUUCAGAUACUUAAAAAAGAUCCACCCUGACAAGGUCACCCAUGAAGAGGAGGAGGCCAUCAGAGACCCUGCUGUAAGGAAGACAAUUAAAGAAGUUGCAGCUGAGGUGGAGAAGACUGAAGGGAGGGGACAACUCAAGGUGAUACUGAAGGAGCCCUGUGAAGUACCUGCUUUCAAAGGACUCCGUACUGCUGCUCCUAAAGUUAUGCCUCCACCACCACCACCAGGGAUGGGACUAAAGGGACCACCCUUCGGACCCAGGUUCUCUGACCCGAGGUUUCCAGGGGAGUUUCCUCCUCAGGGCGGUCCACACUCUGACUAUCCAGGCAGAGAGUAUGGGGAGCCUGGAUUUGGAGGCUACUCAAACAGUCAAGAUUUCCAUGACUGUGGUAUGGAUCAAAGACCUUUCCCAGACGGUAUGGAUCAAAGACCUUUCCCAGACGGUAUGGAUCGAAGACCUUUUGGGGAUGGUAUGGGUCGCCCAGGUGGAGAUAAUUUUGGACCAGGUGGUGGUAGAGAUGGCUAUGGGAGGAGUGGACUGAUGGAGGAGAGCCCCAGCAGAAUGUAUUCUGAUGAGUACCAGGGCAGCCAAAUGGGGAAUAGCUUAAUGGAUAGACCAAUGGAAAAGUCAAUUGAGAGGCCAGGCUUGAUGGGAGCAGCUCCAGAAAAUAACAGCCUUCCCAAUACACUACUCAAUUACCUGGAUUCUUUCCGGAUAGAAAAUGAGAAUGAUGCACAGCUGGUGCUGAAGGUGACACAGAAACUAACAGAUGUGCUGAUGGAGUACAGACUGAGGAGCGUAUCCAAGGGUUCUAGUCUGAGCAGCUUGUCAAUGAGCUCCACGAGCUUCUCCUCUACACCCUCGAGACUGCCAAGCAGUAGCGACCGAUACACAAGUAACUUCUCGGGUCCAUCCAGGUACUCUGACGGUCCACCCAGGUUUUACAAAUGACCAUCACAAGAUGUGACACCUUAAUCUUCUCAUCCCUCUGGCUCGUGUGUAUUGGUUAAUGAACUGUCCAGGAGUUGAUAACUUGAUCUUGUGUACAUUUAUAUGCUUUUAGGUAAAAAAAUUUUUCUGUUGCUACCUAGUAGUCUUUAGUAUCUUUGACUUCUCUAGAAGACUUAUGAUUUAAGUUUUACAUAAUAUUCUGUGCAAGUUUUCAUCAGCUUCAGCUGAUCCUAAGUGUAUGACCACUGUUUAUUUCCCAUGGUUCCCCAUUGGUCCAGUUAUUAUUAAAAGUAAUGGAGAAAACAA